This is a messenger RNA of Manihot esculenta (cassava), 1652 nucleotides long. Its product is annotated as protein BASIC PENTACYSTEINE6. NCBI's taxonomy places the organism in Eukaryota, Viridiplantae, Streptophyta, Magnoliopsida, Malpighiales, Euphorbiaceae. The record is from RefSeq and is a predicted model, not a curated record. Gene Ontology annotation, cellular component: nucleus. The transcript has 4 exons. Gene Ontology annotation, biological process: response to ethylene. Bases 323 to 1360 code for a protein of 345 amino acids. Gene Ontology annotation, molecular function: sequence-specific DNA binding; DNA-binding transcription factor activity.
UAGGAGAACAAGUAAAAUCACCUCUUCCUCACCCAUUGAAAAAAAAAAAAAAAACUUAGUAAGCCAAAAUUCUUUGCGUCUCUUCUUCUACUGUACCUUUCCACAGAUUUGUCAUCGUCUUCUGCAAAUUAGGGUUAUUCUUCCUUUCAUCCUUUGUGCUCUUCUAUAAAAGUUUGCAAGGGAAGCAUUUUACUUCAUUCUGAAUGCCCAUGAUGCAGGAUUUAUAGCCUAAGUAACAGUCCAACAUUCAAUUGACUGAGCAUUGCACUUGAGGUAGAGGUUUUAAAAUUUCUUUUUGCAAUUGUUGCCACUGGUGGCUGCAAUGGAUGAUGGUGGGCAUCGUGAAAAUGGAAGGCAUAAAGCAGAUCAAUAUAAAACAGCACAGAGUCAGUGGUUGAUGCAAGCUCAACCUUCAAUGAAACAGAUCAUGGCCAUCAUGGCUGAAAGAGAUGCUGCUAUUCAUGAGAGAAAUAUGGCUAUUUCGGAAAAGAAGGCGGCUAUUGCUGAGCGUGAUAUGGCAUUCCUUCAACGAGAUUCGGCUAUUGCUGAGAGAAAUAAUGCCAUAAUGGAACGAGAUAAUGCUAUUGCUACUCUUCAAUAUCGAGAGAACUCCCUGACAAGUGGUAAUAUGUCCUCUUGUCCGCCUGGAUGCCAAAUUGCACGGGGAGUGAAGCACAUGCACCACCCGCAGCAACAUGCACAUAAUGUGCCCCACUCAAGUGCGCAUAAUGUGCCCCAUUCAAGUGAGCCUUCCUAUGGUACUAGGGAAAUGCAGGCAAAUGACACUCUCCCAAUGUCACCUGUUGGUUCUGAGGCUGCAAAGUCACGGCGGGGUAAACGAUCAAAAGAUACCAAGGUAACAACGCCUAACAAAAAGACUUCUAAAUCUCCAAGGAAGGUUAAGAGGGAGAAUGAAGACUUGAACAAAAGGACGUUUGAUAAACCACAUGAGUGGAAGAAUGAACAGGAUAUGACUGGUGGAGGUGAUGAUUUGAAUAAGCAGUUAGUUGCCUCGAAGUCUGAUUGGAAAGGUCAAGAUUUGGGGUUGAACCAGAUUGCAUUUGAUGAGUCGACCAUGCCAGCACCAGUAUGCUCUUGCACUGGAGUGUUUAGGCAGUGCUAUAAAUGGGGAAAUGGUGGAUGGCAAUCUUCAUGUUGCACAACCUCUAUAUCUAUGUAUCCAUUACCUGCUGUGCCAAAUAAGCGGCAUGCCCGUGUAGGUGGAAGAAAGAUGAGUGGAAGUGCUUUCAGCAAACUACUUAGCCGGCUGGCUGCAGAAGGCUAUGACCUCUCAAAUCCAGUUGAUCUCAAGGAACAUUGGGCCAAGCAUGGGACUAAUCGCUACAUCACAAUCAAGUAGAAGAAUGUCUAAUGGGUGGAUAGGAAAUUACAGAAAUGGCAUGUAUCCUUAAGGUAUUCUGUAUGUAUCCUCAAUUUUUCAUAUUUGCUGUAGGAGAAGAUAAUAAUAUGAUAACAGGCACAAGCAAGGCUAUCAGGUAGCUGGCACCAACCACAUUCUCUUGUAUUUCUAGCUAAAUGUUCUCGUUUGUUGUGGUUGAAUUGAGCUGUAUUUGGGUGUAUUUGAGAAACGUGGUUUAUCCUUGUAACACUAGUUAAUUGUAAAGGAUAUCGUCUAAGGUGGUUUUGGAUAA